UUUAGAGCAGGAAAUGCUGCCACCUGCUUAUCGGAAAGAAGUGCAGAAGAUGAUUGAAAUUGGAAAAACUCAAGUGAAUCGCUUCACCCAUAAAUUUAAAUAUAAUUCAGGACUGGAUUACUAUCCUUUCCAAAAAUAAGUAAGUACCUAAUACAUUUUUGAAAUGAUAAAAAUUACUAGCUUUUCAUGCUCUUUGAAUAGUUGUCUAGUACCAUAUAAGUUCAUUAAACAUGUACAUGCUAGAAAAAAGUCAAAUUCUUCUUUGCAUUAUAAAUAUACUCCGGAAAUUGAAGCAGCUGUAAAUAAACAAAUACAAAUAGAGCAACAAGCAGCGCAAGACUAUUUGAACAUUGCAGUCAAGUUUUUACAUCCUGGUCAGUUACGUCCUGGGGCAGCAGGGUUUUUCAUGAGAAUGUAUGAAGAAGAGCUGAGGCAUAUGCAACAAUUCAUUCUUUAUCAGUUAAGAAGAGGAGGUACACCUCUUAUAAGUUGUCUAAAAGAACCACUUGAUCUACCUAAAAUUUCUCUACUUGAUGCUUUUAAUAAAGCUAUUGAAAUGGAAAAAAGUGUAACUGAGUCACUGGAAAAUCUUAUUAUACUUGCAGAAAAGGCUAAAGAUUACCAAUGUGUGGAUUUUGUUACUUCCAAAUUUCUAUCAGAACAAAUGAGUUCAAUAGAUGAAUUAGCACAACACAUUGCUAGUCUCAGUAAAUUAUCUGAUGGUGAACAUGGUGUGUAUCACUAUGAUUUACGAUUAGCUAAAAGAUAUCCUUAUACAUAUUUAGCUAUAUAGAAAAUAAAAGGCAUUAUUAAUCACAA
Messenger RNA from Plodia interpunctella (Indianmeal moth), 819 nucleotides. It is a transcript of the gene mRpS6, whose product is annotated as mitochondrial ribosomal protein S6. Bases 164 to 793 code for a protein of 209 amino acids. Gene Ontology annotation, cellular component: cytoplasm; mitochondrial small ribosomal subunit; ribosome. The transcript has 3 exons. Lineage: Eukaryota; Metazoa; Arthropoda; Insecta; Lepidoptera; Pyralidae. The record is from RefSeq and is a predicted model, not a curated record. Gene Ontology annotation, biological process: translation; iron ion transport; intracellular iron ion homeostasis. Gene Ontology annotation, molecular function: ferric iron binding; small ribosomal subunit rRNA binding; structural constituent of ribosome.